AUUCAUAACAAUUCUUCAGGCCGCCUACACUUCUUCCCGAUUGUACGAUCCAAGUCCAUGGUAGUGCUAACUUACUGUCAAAUACUCACUAAUUACCGUUAUGUUCACAUCCCAUAUAUUGGGUGCGGAAGUGUUUGGAGUUUGUCCUGUCUUGUUAAAGUAAGUUAAGUUUCGCGAUUUAGUGCUUUAAGUAGAAAUAUUAUCCGAGAAGUAUGACAUCAGUAAAGGCGGAGAAAUCAGCCACGGAGCAAAGUAAUGAGGACAAAACUUUCCAAGAUGCAACUUCUCAGCUGUUCGAUUUGAGGACAACAAAAGGCCAGGUUCUAUUUCUCAUUGUGACGGUGCUAAUAUCUUGUUGCAUUCAAUUGCUGCCAAAAGACACGUUCCCUUCGUUUUACACAAAAUUUUCACCCUCUUCAACAUUAAAUCCAACUACUUCCAAUUGUUCAGAAGCAACCAUCCCAUUAGAAUCAAUAAAACGGCCAAAGUAUGCUAUAUACGGACGAAGUCGAAGUGACGAACAUCUGAAGCAUGUUCAUGGCGUCCUUCAGCGAUUGGGUCUUGAGCAAGUUGCUUUCGAUGAUGAAUGGGAUGUAUUGUGGGCCCACGACUACCCAUUCCGGGUGCAUGCUCCAAGAAUGAAAAAUCUCAAACCACAUCAAAAAGUCAAUCACUUUCCUGGCUGCGGGUACAUAACAAGCAAACUUGAAUUGUCUACAACAAACGUGCCACACGUUCCGAAGUCAUUUAAACUGCCGCUGGAAAAGGAUAAGUUUCUGGAGUACACAAAACAACACCCUGCUAAGCUUUUCGUCCAAAAGCAUAAUGAGCACCGACACAUUUACAUAAAGUCUGUAGACGAGAUAGAUUUUAAUUCUAAUGAGACGUUCAUUCAGGAGUUCAUACAUAAUCCUUACUUGGUGGACGGUUACAAGUUCGAUAUUGGCGUUUAUGUGAUAAUUACCAGCGUCGAUCCCCUGAGAGUCUACAUCUACAAAGGAGACGUUCUUUUUCGUUAUUGUCCAGUGAAAUACCAUCCGUUCGAUGCGAAAAAUGUUGACAAAUACAUAGUAGGUGACGAUUACCUACCUUCAUGGGAAGUUCCGUCGCUCUCACCAUAUUACAAUGACUUAGGUUUCGGCAUGAAAGAUUCGUUCGAUGCAUAUGUUCGUAGCCAUAACCAGGAUCCAGAUAUAAUCUGGAAGAAUGUAGAAGAAGCCAUUUUAUCGAUAAUUCUGGAAAAGGAGAAACAUAUUGUGGACAUAUUGAAAAACUACAAAUCCAAACGCAAUUUCUUCGAAAUGAUUCGCUUCGAUUUAGUAAUUGACGACAAACUGAACGCGUAUUUAAUGGAAGCAAAUAUGAGCCCAAAUCUCUCAUCAGCACAUUUUAAAAUGAAUACGUUACUCUACGAACAGGUGCUCUAUAGUUUGUUGAACCUAAUAGGGAUUGGAAGUCCAGUGAAAAGAAGCUCAUUUAAAAAAAGAACAAACAAUGUGGAGGAGAUGAUAUCAGCCGAGAAGAAUAUAGUGGUUCACGCAGAAAUCUGUGCUCAAUCGCCUUGUACCGAAUCCUGCAGUACUGUCGAAUGUAAACUAUGCAAGCCGUGCUUGUCAGAUGAAGAUCUAGAUAGUCUACAUAGUGCCUUCAGAGAGCAUAUACAUAGAGUAGACACAAAACGAAUAUUUCCCGUUCGAAUAGGUAAGGAAUCGGAUUACGAUUUCGAUAAAGCCACGAAAGAUCUUACGCAGUCGAAUAAAAUGAUGUCUUAUUGGUUUCACGGGAAAUGCAAAAUGGAGUCAUCUUGGUGUACUUAACAGUAAAACUAAACCAACUUUGCCCGAAUAAAUUAGAUGUAUUUUAUUUUAACCAAAUGUAUUCCCGUUUAGUGUCUUCAAUAAAGAAAUUUUGAUUAUUUUAGUAAAA
This is a messenger RNA of Hermetia illucens (black soldier fly), 1926 nucleotides long. It is a transcript of the gene TTLL15, whose product is annotated as probable tubulin polyglutamylase ttll-15. The record is from RefSeq and is a predicted model, not a curated record. Lineage: Eukaryota; Metazoa; Arthropoda; Insecta; Diptera; Stratiomyidae. The transcript is spliced from 4 exons. Bases 213 to 1817 code for a protein of 534 amino acids. Gene Ontology annotation, biological process: protein modification process.